Acanthochromis polyacanthus (spiny chromis) is the source of this 5910-nucleotide messenger RNA. RefSeq lists its product as uncharacterized. NCBI's taxonomy places the organism in Eukaryota, Metazoa, Chordata, Actinopteri, Pomacentridae. The record is from RefSeq and is a predicted model, not a curated record.
GUCACGUGGCGGCCGACUGUCCAGGGUGGAGUUAUCGAGCGCUCCCUCCUCUCGGAGCAGAGCGGACGGAAUGCGGCUAGCUCCGUUAACGGUAACGGCUCAAUUUACACGUUUAAGCUCCUCACCGGCGAUGACAUGAAGCACCGUCAGGCGGCCGGUAUCGGAGUCAGCCCGAGCUAACGGCCACCGGUGCUGCUGUGCGGCGGGAAGCCCGGCCCGGUGUCGGUUUGUUGUUCGGGGUUAGCUUCCUGAGCGAGCUAGCUGCCUGCUUCUUUUAACGCCUUACCGGGAGUUAGCCUCGGAGGAGAGCGAUACCCGGUCACAGCCACGGUCAGUCUGCGCCCGGACCGCCCCGCAGCAUGCACGGAGGAGGGCUCCGGUAGGACGGACACAGCCGGUAACACCGCAGCGGAUGUAGCUAACACCGGGCCCGAAUACCAGCACUCCGCCUCCCUCCCGGUCUCCUGGUCUCCGUCCUCCCUCUUCAUGAUCGACAUGGAGCCUCCCGCCCUCAACCCACUGCCUCAGUUCCCGGAGAACUCCUACAAGAUGACGGAGGAGGAUGUGAAGAGGCUGAUUGAGUUCAGGGCCUCCAAUGAAGCUCUGUUCACGGGGAAGAGGAACUCUGCCAAGAUCGCCUGGAGCACCAUCCUGAAAGGUCUUGGCCUCGAAGGGAAGCUCACCGCUGACCAGAUUGCCAAAAAAUGGGACAACUUGAGAACAAAAUAUAAGGACCUGAAGCAGCCCUACCAGGGUCAGGACCACAUCGGGGGCGUGGUGGAGUCGUGGCCCUGGUUCCACAUCAUGGACGAGGCCAUGCAGGGCCGCCUCUACAACAGCAACCUGGUGCUGAGUCCGGAGAACGCCGGCAACGCUGCUCACCGCGCCAACAGCCAGCCGAGCCAGACCCAGGAGAACACCGACAUCCUGGAGUUCCUCAUCAAGACGGAGAUGGAGGACACUGUGGCGGCAGAGACGGCCGAGGACGACGGGACGGUCCACGCCGAGGUGGCACCCAUCGAGGGCGUCCCGAUGGGCUGGAGGAGGAUGUCCGAGUGCUCGUACAAAAUGACCGAACCAGAAACGGAGAGGAUGAUCAAACUUCGAGCUGCAAACGAAGCUCUCUUCACUGGGAGGAAACAUUCAGCCAAACCGGCCUGGAGAGCCAUUCUGUAUGAGUUGGGUCUUCAGGGGAAACUGACCACAGACCAGCUGGCUAAGAAGUGGGACAACCUGAAGAGGAGAUAUAAGGAGCUGAAGUUUCCUGCUCGCGGCGUGGAGACCAACCCCAGCUCGUGGCCGUGGUUCUACCGCAUGAACGACGCCAUGGAGGGACGCUUCGCCGGCGCCGCCCCCAUCCUCACGCCCAUCGUGGAGGACGAGGACGAGGACUGCGAGCCGCUGUCGUCAACGCCCAAGAAACGAGCCCGCCGGAGCCGAGGAGGGAUGGCCGAGUUCCUGACGGAGUCCGAGAUGGACCUGCUGGUGGACAACGAGGAGAAGAACGGGUCGACGGCGCUGGGAGAGCUCCACCGCAUGGCCGAGUUCACCUACAAACUGACAGAAGACGACACGAGGCGACUGAUCGAGCUCCGAGCUGCUAACGAAUCUCUAUUUACGGGGAGGAGGAACACCGCCAAGCCGGCCUGGAGGGGAAUCGUGAAGGAGAUGGGACUGACAGGGAAGAUCACCCCUGACCAGGUGGCCAAGAAGUGGGACAACCUGAAGACCAAAUUCAAGGACCUGAAGUUUCCUCCCCGGGGGAUGGAGGGUCAGACCAACCCGGCCUCCUGGCCCUGGUUCCAGCUGAUGAGCGACGCUCUGGAGGGCCGUCUGGUGGGGAAAGCUCCCAGGGUGACGCCGGUCUGGACCAACGAGGAGGACGGCGUGUUCGGCUCGUCUCCGCCCACCGACCGGGACUGUCUGAUGGCCGAGAGGGGCAGCGUGUCGGAGCUGGAGAGCAUGGUGGGCGGAGACAACGCCGAGGCCGACGGGAACGUCACCUACAUCGACGCCAGCGGGGAGGAGUGUUCGACGCUCUCCGACCUCACCUAUAAGAUGACGGAUCAGGACACCAGGAGGAUGAUCAAACUUCGAGCUGCUAACGAGGCGUUGUUCACCGGGAGGAGAAACGCCGCCAAAGCUGCCUGGAAAGCCAUCCUGAAGGAACUCGGGCUGCAGGGGAAGGUUUCCACCUACCAGAUGGCAAAGAAGUGGGACAAUCUGAAGAGGAGAUACAAGGACCUGAAGUAUCCUCCUGUGGGGAUGGAGAGUGUAGCGGACGGCGCCUCCUCCUGGCCGUGGUUCCACCUCAUGAAUGAAGCCAUGGAGGGCCGGUUGGCGAGCAGCGCGCCCCUCCUCACCCCCGUCACCCAGGACGACGACCAGCACCCCGACCCCGCACCACGACACAGGCCACGCCCCUGCCGCCCCCUCCUCCUCCUCCCCCCCUCCUCCACCACGGACUACGGACAGGACUCGUUCGCCGACGCCACGGACCAGAACCAGAACCAGCGCGGCCCGGAGGCCUGCGACGGGCCGCUGGGCGGGCUGGAGCGGGAGUGGGAGAUGGUGGAAAGGGAGAGGGCGGCGCUGGAGCGGGAGAGGGAGAUGGUGGAGAGGGACCGGGCGGCGGUGGAGAGGGACCGGGCGGCGGUGCAGGCCGAGCGACUGUGGCUGGACCGGGAGAGGGCGGCGGUGGAGCGGGACCGGGCCAUGGUGGAGCAGGAGAGGGCGGUGCUGAGCCGGGAGAGGGAGGUUCUGGACCAGAGGGCCCUGAUGCUGAACUCUGUGGGACACUCCGGACACCUCAACGCCCUCAUGUAGGCUCUGGGGGGCGUGGAGCGUCCCUGUACAGAACUCCUGUUGGUCCUGGACGGACCUGCUGCACCUCUGGAUCCAGAUGCUGCAGCAGCUGGUCUUCCACACGGAGCUGGUGAAGGACUGAGCUCACUGGGGGCUGGUCCUGGACAUGUGCGCCUCCUGGGGGGUCGAUGUCUGAACAGAAGAGCUGCACAACUCAACAGUCGUGAGGUUUAAUGUUACGUUUAAGGACAGGAAAAGCUUUUUGUUUACACGAUGACCUGAGUCGCAUCUUUACGCUUUUCCUUCGGUUUUCUGCUCAUGAUUCGACUCUGAGAGGAAGAACGUACCUCCAGUUUAAGAUUGUCCUCAAGAAAAAGAAAAAUAUUGAUAAAUCACAUUCAUUUUAAGUCGCUCUAAUGGUUGCUUACAGAUCUGAAGUCUGUACUAAGAAGCAAGAUUUGCUAGUUGCUACAUUUCAGAUACAUUGACUCUGAAGUUGUCAGUUUCAUGAUGGCUGUUUAACCUGCUAGAUCACCAUGGUAACUGAUGCUGCAUCCCCCAGUUCGGGCUCUGUUCAGAGUUUAAGUUUUAAAUCAGCUGUAAGAAGCAUCUCCCUUUACCCAGUUUGUUCCCUGGUGACGCUCUAAGCUCUUUGGUUUUAUCUACAAACCUGUUGAGCUGAAAGUUAUUAUCGUGCUGCUGCAGGAACCUACAUGGAUUCAGUUAGAGAUGCAGAAAAUGCAUGAAUAUAUUUUUAUACGUGAUCCUGAUUUGCUCACAAGUCCGUUUACAUGCUGGUACUGCAACUUUAUUUAGCAAGUUUAGGAUUUUUUUUCAAUUAAACAUUUGAUUUAAAUGGAACAGGAACAGAAUAGUGCAAAGAAAAGAAUCCUAAAAGUGAAGAGCAGCAUCAUCCCUGUCUUCUGCUUCGUGUUACCUUUGGUUCGCACCACAUGGACCAUUUUUGUUGAAGUUUUAAGGGUUCAAACGUUGGUUUAACAUGACUAAAAUAGGGGUUGGUUGGAUUUCAGAAUUUUUAGACUCUGUCCUGGUGUCGGUCCUGAUGCUGGAUUUGAGGACUGUAAGAGUCAGAUUUGCCCCUUUUUUUUUAUGCAGGUAGAGGUAUCUGAGGCCAGAAAGUCUGGAUUUGUCAAACUUGCUAAACCUCUCAGAUCCUGGAUCAGCUGUUAGCAGACAAACAAUCCAGUUUUUAGAGGGUCUGAGCAGCCUUACAGGAGGAAUCCAGGGCGAAAACAAAUCUAUUUUAUUUUUGUUUGCUGUUAUUUAAGCUAGAAGUCUCGUACGCACAGUUUAUGCACCUGAAACCUGCAGCUCAGGAGCAUUUUAAGAGUAUGUAUUACUAUAUUCUGCCACAUGUGCAGGUUUUUAAACUUAAAACUUUUACGCUCCUUCUGCCUGUGAUGGAAAAUUACGCAACAAAUAACCAAGAAAACACUAAAAACUGCUGACAGACACCCACAAACUCAAGGUUCCCGUUGAGUUUGUGGAUAGAAACUGUUGCUUUUGUGCAGCUCGGCCCGUUCAGACGCCUGGUUGCAGACGAGCAGUUUCCUACUGGGCCCUGGAGGUUCACACCAGUGUUCCCAGUUAACCACCCUGCAUGCAGACUAACUAACGGGAUGAACCACUCUGGACCGACGACCUCCUCGCAGAAGGUUCAGACUCAUCAAUAAACGCUCUGAAAUCCACACAAACAGACGCCCAAACAGACAGCUUCCUUCUUUGUAUUUAUUUACGUUGCGUUUUUAAUUUAAAGUUGUCUUUAGCUCGUCAUCUUUGUGUGUAAAUGUUGCGUUGGAGUCACAGAAAAACGUCUGAAACUGAGCUUAAUUUCAGCAGUCAUGACACUAAAAAAGAAAAAUCCGUUAUGUUUUGGUAAUAGAUCAACCCGUUUGAGUAAAUUUUCAUUAAAAAAAGUUUCAAUUCUUUAAUUCCAGCUUCUUAAAUGUGAAUAUUUUCAUUUUUUUUCUCCUCCUCCUUGACGGUAAACUCAAUAUCUUUGAUUUUGGAGUGAUUUUCACUGUUUUCUCACAUUUUAGAGACAAAACACUAAUCGAAUAUUCCAGAAAAUAAUCUGCAGCGUAAAUAAAUCCACCAGUUUGAUAUCAGGCUGAACUUUUUCCAUCUCAUUUAGUGUUAAUUUAAAAUCAGAAUUAGUAGUAAAUGUAAGAAGAAGGAGGAAAAGUUAGUAAAAACUGUUUAAACAUGUUAAUUGGAGUGUUUAAAAUUCAAAAACAACAGCUAGAAGUCAAAAGAGAUGAAUUUAAAAAACUGAAUUUCCCAAAAAAAGAUAAAAAAUAACGCAUCAGGAUGACAAAUAAUGACUUUCAAAAGACUUAAAUAAAAUACAGAAGCCAUAAUAAUGAAAAUUGGGACUUUCCUUACGUAGAACUUUUCUAAAAGAUUGUAAAUGAAACUGCAAUUCUACUCAAAUAAGAAAAAAAUAUACGUACAAACAUGUUUUUGUUCAGUUUGUAUGUUCACGGGACAACAAUAUCACAAAAUAAAAUUUAAAAAAAAGUUAAUUAGAGCAUUUAAAAUACACAAUAAAUAAAUAUAUUAAAACAAGAACAAUUAGAAGUCAGUUAAGAUUAAUUUUAAAUAAAAAAUGUCAACUUAAAACAGAAUUUCAAGCAAAAUACAGAAGCCUUAAUAAUGGUAAUUGGAACUUUGCUAAUAUAAAAUGUCUCUAAAAUUGUCUUAGAGUAAAUAUAGCUAAAGUACAAAUUAAAUAAACUAGAAGAUAAAAAAUGCACAAUUUUGUUAUUCAGCUGCAAUAUGUUGUUAUUUUUAAAGGGAAGUGUGGACGUUUGUGCUUAUUAAAGGCUUUUAUUUUCAGUAAAAUCAGAUGUUUUGCUGUGACUCUGAUGUAAAUGUUUGAGGUGAGCAGACGGUGAGGCUUUGCAGCGUUUUUUAUUUUUCUCUCGGUCACUUUAAAAGAACCUCCUGAAUGUUUUCUACGCUCAUGUGAAGUUGCCUUUUGUUUCUGUCUCUGUGCUGUUUGUCUGACAGGGAAAAAAAAAAAACACAAAAAGAUGCAGUCGAGGAUUAAAGUUCAGUCCUGAGAACGGUUUGAUAACACGA